GAGAAAAUCUUCAGACAAGAUAACCAGAAACCCAAAAUCCACGAAAAUCAAGCCCUAUGGCCACAGCAAUCUCCCCCUUGGCGGUCUUCUCCGCCGCCGCCGCAUCCUCCACCACAACCGCUCAAAAACCGCCGCAAACUCCGCCACUAUCUAGGCUCCAUCUACCUACUCUCCAAUCUAAGCCCCUACUCCCCGCAUUAGCCGCCCACGCCUCCGCCAUCGCCGUAGCCGCGAUCCUGAGCACUGCUUCGCCGUCACUGGCCGACACCGGCGCCGCUUUCAACGUCUACUACGGCACCGCUGCCAGCGCUGCCAACUACGGCGGCUACGGCGGCAACGCCAGCAAGAAAGACACGGCGGAGUACGUGUACGACGUGCCGGACGGCUGGAAGGAGCGAUUGGUAUCGAAGGUCGAAAAAGGAACUAAUGGAACGGACAGCGAAUUUUACAAUCCGAAGAAGCGAUCGGAGAAAGAAUACCUAACUUUCCUGGCCGGAAUCCGGCAAUUGGCGCCGAAGGACGUGAUUCUGAACAACCUAGCGCUAUCGGACGUGAAUUUGCAGGAUCAGAUCGCGAGCGCCGAUAGUGUCUCGUCGGAGGAGAAGAAGGACGAGAACGGACAAGUUUAUUAUGUGUACGAGAUCGACGGCUCCGGAGCUCACAGUUUGAUAUCGGUGACUUGUGCGAAGAACAAGCUGUACGCGCAUUUCGUUAACGCGCCGACGCCGGAGUGGAACCGGGACCGGGAGUUGCUCCGGCAUGUGCACGAGUCGUUCAAGACGAUCGGAUCGUAUUAGGGCUUGUUUGUCGCCGGAAAUUUGAUCGGAGAGAGCUUCAUCGCCGGGUACGAACUACGAAUUGAUUGUUAUGUGCUUUGUUCUUGAAUGGUGGAAAUCUCGUUUCUCUGCUCUGUUUUCAGAAUUUCGUCGCGAAUUUCUGUUAUCAGGAACUGAAAAUUUUAUGAUCUGGAGGAUGAUUUAAUGCUGUAAAUCGAUUAAAAGAAGAAAAAAAAAUCUGAGCUGAUUAUCGGAUUUAAA
Messenger RNA from Momordica charantia (bitter melon), 1037 nucleotides. Its product is annotated as thylakoid lumenal protein (Mog1/PsbP/DUF1795-like photosystem II reaction center PsbP family protein). Gene Ontology annotation, molecular function: calcium ion binding. The record is from RefSeq and is a predicted model, not a curated record. Gene Ontology annotation, biological process: photosynthesis. NCBI's taxonomy places the organism in Eukaryota, Viridiplantae, Streptophyta, Magnoliopsida, Cucurbitales, Cucurbitaceae. Gene Ontology annotation, cellular component: photosystem II; extrinsic component of membrane; photosystem II oxygen evolving complex.